This is a messenger RNA of Anthonomus grandis grandis, 1266 nucleotides long. RefSeq names its product alanine--glyoxylate aminotransferase. The transcript is spliced from 7 exons. Lineage: Eukaryota; Metazoa; Arthropoda; Insecta; Coleoptera; Curculionidae. The record is from RefSeq and is a predicted model, not a curated record. The coding region runs from base 47 to 1228 and encodes 393 amino acids. Gene Ontology annotation, molecular function: L-serine:pyruvate transaminase activity; L-alanine:glyoxylate transaminase activity. Gene Ontology annotation, cellular component: peroxisome.
CUUUCAUUCGGAAUCUCAUUCAGUGGUAAUACUUUAGACUAUUAACAUGGAAAAUCAAACGAUUCCUCCACCGGUGGAACUGAAAAACCCAUUAGUGGUUUCGCACAAGCUGCUCAUGGGCCCUGGACCAUCCAACGCUUGCCCCAGGGUGUUACAAGCAUUAUCGCAACCAGUGUUGGGCCAUAUGCAUACGGAAUUAUUUCAGAUUAUGGAUGAUAUCAAAAUAGGUAUGCGGUACCUUUUUCAAACGAGGAGCAACCUCACUUUGGCCCUCAGUUCCUCUGGACACUCCGGCAUGGAGGCCGUUAUUUGUAACUUACUAGAACCAGCUGAUAAAAUGCUCAUUUUAAUUGGUGGCAUUUGGGGGGAGCGUGCAAGCGAUAUGGCCAAAAGACACGGUGUACAGGUGGAAAUAUUAAAAAAAGAACUUAACCGCCCGGUGAGUUUGAUAGAGAUAGAUUCUGCCGUAAGCCGUUUUAGACCAAAGUUGCUCUUUGUGGUCCAAGGUGAAAGUUCCACUGGGAUUUAUCAGGACGUUGAGGGCAUUGGAGAAAUAACGAGAAGAUAUAAUUGCUUAUUGGCUGUAGACACAGUAGCGUCACUGGGGUCGGUGCCGCUCUACAUGGAUCUCUGGAACAUAGAUGUUGUCUACACUGGUUGCCAGAAAAUCAUUGGGGUACCACCUGGAUUAACCCCCAUAUCAUUUAAUGAAAGAGCCCAGAAAGUGAUUUUUAAUCGAAAAACUCCAAUACAGUCUUACUACUUGGAUAUGACCCUUUUAGGGCAGCAAUGGAACUGCUUCAGUAAAGAUUUGUCUAGAGUGUAUCACCAUACGACUUGUGCCAACCUCUUAUAUGGCCUAAGGGAAGGUAUCGCCAUAUUGGUCGAAGAGCAGCUGGAAAAUACGAUAAAAAGGCAUCAAACUUGUGCUCAAAGGUUGUACAGGGGACUAGAGAAAUUAGGAUUGGAAUUCUAUGUGGAAGAGGAGCACCAUAGAUUGCCUUCGGUUACUACUGUGAAUGUGCCAAAGGAUGUUGACUGGAAAAAUGUCCUCGCUUAUGCCAUGAAAAAUUAUCGAAUGGAAAUUAGUGGCGGAUUAGGACCUACCGCAGGAAAAGUGUUUCGAAUUGGAAUUAUGGGGUACAACGCCACCCCUGAGAAUAUCGAUGGUACUUUGCAGGUUCUGAAAGAAGCACUGGAGUAUUCGAGAAAUCAUUCUAAGUUAUAAUUGAAGGCAAAUAAAUUACUUUAAAUAUGAAAAAAAAA